Molecule: messenger RNA, 1428 nt
Organism: Torulaspora delbrueckii
Lineage: Eukaryota; Fungi; Ascomycota; Saccharomycetes; Saccharomycetales; Saccharomycetaceae
Exons: 1
Coding region: 1-1428 (475 amino acids)
Molecular function (GO): DNA-binding transcription factor activity, RNA polymerase II-specific
Source: RefSeq, a predicted model, not a curated record
AUGAAUUGUGUUUCGAACGACGAUAUUAGUGUGCCAGAGGGCUCACCAGUAUCUGCGACCAUGAGCCAUAGUGGUAGUAAUGAAGAGUCACAACCGGCCGCGUUAGCGAAAGACCAGAAUAAGCUUAUCCAUCUGGAUCCGAUACCGGACUUCCAGGACAAAGGCGAGAUUAAACCGUGGUUGCAAAAGAUUUACUAUCCACAGGGGAUCGAGAUUGUUAUAGAGCGGUCAGACCGGUUGAAAGUUGUGUUCAAGUGUAAAGCUUCCAAAAGAGGCAAGAACUCACAGGGCUGGGCCGCAACAAAGAGUGAAAGUCCUGUGAGUUUAUCGAAGCAACCUGUGCUCGAAGGAUCUAAGAAGAAGAGAAGCGUUUCGAGGUUCAACUUGUGCCCCUUCAGGAUACGCGCAACUUAUUCAUUGAAAAGGAAAAGAUGGAAUAUUGUCGUUGUGAACAAUAGUCAUUCACAUCCUCUUAAGUUUGAUCCUGAUUCUGAUGAUUACAAGAAAUUCAAGUCCAAGUUAAGAGAAGAUAACGAUUGGGAAGCGAUUAAGAAAUUUGAUGAGCUGGAAUACAGAGCGAGAUCCAAUCUACCGAUUGAAUCAUCGGUGAUCACAUGUGACUGUGGUCUAACAAAUGAGAUUUCAAGUUUUAACAUUGUGCUCCCGAGUGCUAAGCCAACGAUGAUCAAUAAACCAAAGAGUACUUCCAAAUUACGACAACAAAGGAAGGAGACUUUCCUCAAGAUCCCACAACAACACGAUUUCUUACCAAACACAACCCAUGUCGAUAGCCCCACAGUGUCUGGCUUCAUCGAUGAUCUGUCGCUGGAUCAACCAUUUGCAGCUUUAUCGACCGCUACUGAUGCGUUCACAGAUUUAAACGAAAUAGAUUUCACGAGCAUAUUCCAUAAACCACAACAUCCACAUCGUCAGCAUGAACGACAUAGUAUCACAGGGACCCCAGUACCACCAAACGUUUUCUCACCACUUACAAAUUCGACUUUCCAGUAUUACUCACCAACGGACGAAUUGCUAAAUUCACCGGCACACCAAAGACCGCCAUCGGUGAGUACGCAUCAUAGUACUCAACUUGUCGACAUAUGCGAGAAACAAAGUUGGGACCCGCACUAUAAUGACCAUAGCCAGGAUUCGCUAGCCACACCACUUUGCGAGAUUACCAACAGUGACAUGUGCCGCGCCGAUACUCCACAAAGGGGCAUAGGUGACGUGCUAUCCCAGGAGUUGAACGCCAUAAAGGCCAUAGACAGCGAUUUACAAAUCAUAGAUGAGUCAAUGAGUACCCAAAUCUUUCAUAGAUCUGGGUUCGAUAGUGAAUCGCCUUGGACACCACACGAUCAACUGACUCAAGACAACGACGAAGAUUCCAAUGAUAAGUCGUUCUGGGACAUGAAUUUCGCAAGACAAUGA